GAGACUCAUCGAAUCUGCCCUUUGAAGAACACAGAUAUCCUCGCAGUUGUAGUAMUGUAUCCGUUGCACUCUUUCGCAGAUUAACGGCAAUUCGACGACCAAAGUAGAAAACAAACGAACUUACUAACAAAAGGAACCGAAAGGCAAACAGCAACAACUAUACAGUAAUGACAGCGUCAGUAUCAACAUCCAUACUUCGAACUACCAACAUUGAAAUGGAAUCAUCGAAUUGUCCGAAUAAAAUUUUUAUAUCGUUUGCAUCCGACAAGCACUACGAGAGCAAGCACCCCGUCAAGGAUUGCGGCGAUUGCAGUAACGGAAGUGUCGACACAAACAGCACCAGUUUCUCCAGCGGCAGCGGCAGUUCCUUGCAAUUACGAGUGGACACAAAACCAAAUAUAAACAUCCAAUACAUUAACAGCACCCGAAGCAUCCUCCGCAAUUCUAGAAGCAGCAAACGACCAUUGAAUGUAUCCUUUUCGGAGAAUAUUGCAACAGUCCACGUCGUUGACAAUCUAAAGCUCUCCUUGACGAGGAAGGAGCGAAAAAGGAUAUGGGGAUCACCAGCACUCGGACUUUUCGACCUGGCAGAGCUCUAUUACGAAGAUGACGAAGAGGAUAAAGAUGACGAUUAUUCUAUGGAGUCCCGACUGCGCAAGUUCUUUGGCAAUCUCUCUUCUCAAGGUGACAACGAAACGGAUCAAAAGGACAAGGAAAACACGAAAGAAUCAAAAGGCCAGGAGCACUCGAUAAGCCCRAMACMAUCAAAACUCCGAUCUCUCAAAUCGCAUAUGUGUCUUCGGGGGAUCAGAAAAACGAAAAAGAUUGCGAUYGAUCCAUUUCGAUCGAAAAAUUGAACUUGACUKCAAUCGUACACAAGGGUUCKKAUUGRAGACGAUGGGGAUCCAUCACAACCAAAUAUUACGUUCGAAAUCAAUACKAMUUGUUCUU
Pseudo-nitzschia multistriata is the source of this 951-nucleotide messenger RNA. Lineage: Eukaryota; Bacillariophyta; Bacillariophyceae; Bacillariales; Bacillariaceae. The record is from the annotation of a GenBank genome assembly.